GUCGGCCCAAGUUUAUCUCCCAACAUGCCCAAUGAUGCUGUAGAAUGCAUAAGCAGUCUAUGCAUUCUCAUAAUCUAGUAUUCUGAGCAACCAUCUCCAAAUUAUGCUUUGUGUCUCGAUAUGGCGCAGCCUAAGAAAGCAUGGGCCCCACGAGCUCGAACAGGGUGCAUCACCUGCAGAAAUCGAAGAGUCAAAUGCGAUGAGGGACGGCCUGUCUGCAGACGAUGCAUCAUCGGUGGUCGGCAAUGUUCCUUUCCUAUAGAUCACCAUCAGCAGCAGCAGAGCCACCCGAUUGCAAUCGCCCCAAAGCUAGUCUCGCGCCCUGCAACUGGGGACUAUAUUAAGAUAGAAGACGCCGACGCAUUUCGCAGUGUAAUACGGUCUCCACCUGCUACACCACAGCUCAAUGGAACCGCAGAUGUAGCGGAUCUUGUUCACCUCAUUUCCAACUCUCAUACCCGCACAUCUACCAAUGAAGAUCACUAUGGUCGACCCGAUCUUCCCUUUGCCAUGAGUCAGCGAGCUGCGUUACUGUACGUUUUUGGCCUACCCAGACGAACAGGGCAUGAACCGGCACUAGACACGGCUAUUAAAUGUGUCGCUUCUAUACUGCGAAGGCGCCGGUCCUCCCGAGACCCUCCUGCGGAUGGGCCGCCGCCUGGCGCUCUAGCACAGUAUGGCGAUGCUCUCAGAAGGCUGCAAGAUGCCUUGAAUGAUACAGGACGGUCUCGAUCUGCCGAGACUUUGGGGGCAACGAUAUUAUUAUUACUGUUUGAAGCAUUGCUGGAAGACCAGUCACACGCAUCCAUUCAACAUGCAUUGGGAGCAUCACAUCUUAUCCAACAUCGCGGCUCCUCCGCAUUUACAACUACAUUUGAAUCUGCAUUGCUGAGAUCUCACAUGUACGUGAUUACAGUCGAGGGCUAUUUCCAAGGCAAGCACAUAUUUCUUGAGGAGAAGCAGUGGAGAGACGCAAUCCUUGGCACGCUGACACCAACUUCCACUAUUGAGGAUAAGAUGGCAGUUACUUUGAACACGGUGAUGGCGCCCUGUUCUGGUGUCAUGGCAGAUGUUGUCAAACUCUUUGUUGAUGAGAAGGGCUAUUCAGCCGCUGCUCAUAAAGAGUUGCUAGUACGAGUGGACACUGCGCGAGAGGGCCUGCUAAGCUGGUAUGCGCGAUGGAACAAGUCUAUAUUCUGUCGUGUAACAGCCGAUGGAACGGUGAUGGACCGGGUCCCAGAGCAUCUCUACACCACAAGCGGCUACCAGCUGGACCGACUGUGUAUCUACGAAGGAUAUCUGAUGCUCUGCAAUCGAAUGCAUGUUGCUCUUGGCGGAGACGAAUCGGAUACUAUUGAGCAGCAGUCGCAAGACAUUGCAAAGACCAUGAUUGGCAUUGGACCAAAUUCGCCGCCGCCGCAGGGCGCGCCUGGGCUGGUCCCGAGGGCACACGGCGUGGUGGGAAGCUUGGCGCAGACGAUAUUCGUCUUGUCUGCCCUUAAGGGGGCACGUAUUAUUUUGGAUACGGGGUCAGACUGGAAAAGAGCACCAGACAAGAGUGUGUCAGAUGACCUCUUGGGCAGACGACGACUGCUGCCCAAGGAGGUUGUCUUUAGCUACAUGAAAUCGGUUGGGUUUGGGAUACGGAAUAUCGGAAUGUAUGAUGACCAAUGACCCUUUUUUUUUUUACAUACUUGUACUUGUAAAUAUAGUAUUUAUAUAUUUAAAUUGGAAUUGUUGGUGUAAUUAAAAUUGUA
This is a messenger RNA of [Torrubiella] hemipterigena, 1757 nucleotides long. Lineage: Eukaryota; Fungi; Ascomycota; Sordariomycetes; Hypocreales; Clavicipitaceae. The record is from the annotation of a GenBank genome assembly.